AUGUGUCCGAAUAUAUCCCUUAGCCGUUCCCAGGCCCAGCUGAAGGAACUCAAGAAAGCACGUCCCCUGUCCGCCAUGGAGCUACUGCAGAGAACACUGCCACGGGAACUUUCACCCCCGCUGACGGUGGACAGCGAUGACAAUCACAAUGGGGUGAUUAUGGUUAUCACCUCUUUUGCACUUUUUAUGGUGCUUGGGUCAUUGGGCAUCCGGGUAUACUCGGCCUACUGCCGAAGAGCCCGACAGAUGGACUGGGCUUUUGCAUUCACUGUGGUGUUUGCUUUGACUCAAAUUUCCGUCGUCUUUGCCCAAAUUCAUUUUGGAUGGGGCAAAAAGGCAUCGCUCAUUGCAACAGGACACCGGAGUCACAUGGACAAAGCUGUGUAUAGCGCAGAUAUUCUCUAUGUUGCGACUCUCGCGUUGUCCAAAGUCUCUACCUCGUUGUUUUAUCGGACUAUCACAACCCGGAGCUCCCAAUGGAUAAUCCACGGGAUACUUGGGACCGUGGGUCUGUGGGCGCUGAUCGCGAUUAUCAUGCUCGCUAUCCGCUGUAGCUCUCAUCCGUGGCAGGAUAUCAACCAGGAGUGCCCGACUCUGUUCCCCCGGUGGCAGGCAACCGCAGCGCUAGACAUAAUUCUGGACGCAGUUCUGGUAUUGUAUCCUAUGAAAGUGGUCCCUUACCUCCAAACAACUCUCAACAAGAAGGCGACUGUUCUGUUGGUUCUAAGCUGCCGUGUCCUACUCAUCCCAAUUGCUGCUGUUCAUCUCCAUUAUAUCCAUCGGCAAAUCAAUUCGCCGGACCCGACCUUCGUAGGGAGUUUUGCAACGAUCACUUCGGAGCUCCAUGUGGCACUUGGUGUAGUGGUUCUGAUUGCGCCUCUGAUGAAGCCAUUUAUUGCAGCUUAUAUCGAUGAGAAUGGCUUUGCCUACACAGACUAUGCAUCGAAAUCGAAAAGUCCCAGCAGCUCCCGUUCUCGCACUCACAAAAUCAUGCCAUCGUUGAGAUCUUCUGGGCCACGUCCAUGCUCAAGCGACCUUCCAGGCGGAAAUCAUAUAUUGAAAAGUGUUCAAAUAUCAGUGGAUCUCGAAACCGUGGAACUCUCCGGGCAUAAUGGGACAUUUCCAGAGUGCCAACCACAAACAGCACGAUGA
Messenger RNA from Penicillium lagena, 1152 nucleotides. RefSeq lists its product as uncharacterized. The transcript has 5 exons. The coding region runs from base 1 to 1152 and encodes 383 amino acids. Lineage: Eukaryota; Fungi; Ascomycota; Eurotiomycetes; Eurotiales; Aspergillaceae. The record is from RefSeq and is a predicted model, not a curated record.